AAUUUGACAUUUAUUAAUGGUAACGAUGUUUACAAGUAUUUUUUCUAAUUUAUGAUAUGACUCACUUAAUUUGAGUUAAAAGUAUUUUAUCUGUUAAUCUGCAUUGAACCUAUCAGAAUUUGCGAAGCAUAUCAAUUAAACCAACUCAAUUGAAUAAUGAAUCAAAGUUAAAUGUAAAAUUAUGUAACUUGAUUUGGUCCACUGCACAUCAGUAUCAAUUCUGUUUGGAUCAAAACAAACCUUCGGUUAUUUAUAGCAAAAAUGAGGAGGAGUAGUUUACAUGUAAAUAUAGAUUUUGUAAGAGUGCAAUUGCUAUCACACUCCUAAAAUGUUUGUACGAGAAAGAUUUUCUAAUUUUUAUUCAAAAUCUACUAAGCAGUAUCCUGGUGAAUUGGAUAUGAUAGAGCCAAACCUCUAUCUCAGCGGUGUAGCAGAAGCUCAAAACAUCGAAACUCUCAAAAAGUACAAAAUAACUCAUAUACUUACAAUUAAUGAUUAUCCAUUGACAUCCCUUGUUAAACAGGCCUUAGGUCAUCUCCAAAUGAAAUAUAUAAAGCUUCCAGAUGUGUGCUCAUCAGAUUUACUUUCAUAUUUUGAUGAAGCCUAUGAGUUUAUUAGAGAAGGUGUAAAUAAAGGAGCAGUACUAGUACACUGUCAAAUGGGUGUAUCCCGAAGUGCCACAAUAGUUAUAGCAUAUCUUAUGAAGAAGUACAACAUAACUUACAGGGAAGCAUUGGAUAGGGUGAAAAUGAAACGAUGUGUGUUUCCAAAUCAAGGUUUCGUAUCCCAAUUGGAAAGCUACCGGGACAUGGGUUAUACCACAAUGAGAAGAUACGAUCCCAGACUUGCCAGAUACAUGAUGAGAUGAACCGACAGUUUAACUACUAACACAGCUAAGUGCUGAUUGUUCCCAUCACUUUAUUUUCAUUCAUUUUAUUUAUGUACUUAAGGAUUCAAUAGAGGCAUAAACAUUCUAGAAAA
Diorhabda carinulata is the source of this 981-nucleotide messenger RNA. RefSeq lists its product as uncharacterized. The transcript has 3 exons. The record is from RefSeq and is a predicted model, not a curated record. Lineage: Eukaryota; Metazoa; Arthropoda; Insecta; Coleoptera; Chrysomelidae. The coding region runs from base 329 to 868 and encodes 179 amino acids. Gene Ontology annotation, cellular component: cytoplasm. Gene Ontology annotation, biological process: protein dephosphorylation; regulation of MAP kinase activity. Gene Ontology annotation, molecular function: JUN kinase phosphatase activity.